Pseudophryne corroboree (corroboree frog) is the source of this 2462-nucleotide messenger RNA. It is a transcript of the gene FKRP, whose product is annotated as fukutin related protein. Gene Ontology annotation, cellular component: Golgi apparatus. The coding region runs from base 145 to 1599 and encodes 484 amino acids. Gene Ontology annotation, biological process: protein O-linked glycosylation via mannose. The record is from RefSeq and is a predicted model, not a curated record. The transcript is spliced from 2 exons. Lineage: Eukaryota; Metazoa; Chordata; Amphibia; Anura; Myobatrachidae.
GUGUCAUGCUGAUCAAUAAAGUUAUACAGAGGGCGGGGCAUAAGGGCAGGAGACCACGUGGGAUGCAGCUGCUGAUGCUGGUCUACCUGAGGGGCUGGUCAGCCAGGCUUCCCUGUCCUCUCUGCCGUAUGUGAUGGAUGGAAGAUGCGGUGCCCGCUGUGCCAUGUGCUGGUUGCCCUAACGCUGCUCUGCAAUGUUCUGCUGCUCUAUUAUACAUGGAACCUACAUGUCCGCCCAGCAGGACGACAAAGCCCCCCCUCCACGUUGUCCCCAGGCAUCACCGUCAUUGUACGUGAGUUCUACAGCUUUGAGCACGGCCUGGCUGCAUUAAACCACUCCUUCCUCCGCUCCCGCCCCUCUGUCCGUCUUCUGGUUGCAUCUGAAGCUCUUCCGUACCCUCCAGUACAAGGAAUAAACAUUCUGAGGCUUCAUCCCUCCCCGGAGAAACCUGGCUCCGUCGUCCGCCUAGAGUCCCACGUUCAGACUCGUCUUGUGGCCCUGGUUCCUGAUGGCACGGCUCUAGAUCCCCCAGAUCUGUUGGAUGGCAUGGUUCAUAUACUACGUGAUUCCCCACCUGGCGUGAGAAUUGUAGCAGCUGGGGCCGGCACUGUGCUCAGAUGUUUCCACCUCAAGGUGUCCCUUCGUCAGUGGACAGCAGAGUAUAGCCCGGCAGGAACUGGUGACAUUUGUGGGGCGGUCUUGGGAAGCGCCGUCCUUCUGAUGCGAUCCCGCGACUUGUUUGAAUUGCCAUUUCCACUCUCGCGUCCAGUGCAGGCAGCCAUUUUUAUUCAGGCUGCGCUGCGUAGUUGGGGAGUAAAGGUGCUUGAAGGUGCCACAUUUCCUCGUACUCCUCUGCCAGCCACAGACCAUGGGCGCUGGAAAGCAGAGCAGGCCGUCCGUGUCGAAGAGGCCGCUACCAUGCGAGUUCUAGGUGUCAGACUGGUCCGUGGUCUUGAUGGUGGGGAUCGGUGGUACGGCUGCUCUAAGGAGACCCCACGCUGCUUUGGGACGGUGGUUGGGGAGACCCCAGACUACCUCUAUGAGGGACGUUGGACACCACCGUGCUGCCUGCGUGCCUUGAGAUCCACAGCUCUUCAUGUCAUCAAGGUUCUGGAGGCCAGCAAUGUACGUUACUGGCUGGAAGGUGGGAGCUUACUUGGGGCGGCUCGUCAUGGGGACAUCAUCCCAUGGGACUAUGAUGUAGAUCUUGGCAUUUACCUGGAAGAUAUCACACUGUGUCCGGAGCUGAGAGGGGCACAGGACGGUUCUCUUGUAGAUGCAGAGGGCUUUGUAUGGGAGCGAGCAGUGGAAGGAGAUUUCUUCAGGGUACAAUACAGCCAAAUCAACCAUCUGCAUGUGGAUUUGUGGCCCUUCUACCCACGCGAUGGACUGAUGACCAGAGACUCGUGGACAGGCCAUCCGCAGGACAUUGAGUUUCCGGAGAGCUUCUUACAGCCCCUUCAGGUUCUCCCCUUUGCAGGUGCCUCUGUUCAGGCCCCAAACCGACAUGUAGAGCUGCUAAAAAUGAAGUUUGGAGAGAGGGUGAUAGAGGAACCCCAGUACCCCAACCCUGCCUUACUGAGGAUAAAAGAGAGGUGAGGCUGGAAGGUGCACUGAAGGGAUAUCUGCAAUGCGGGUGUCUCUAUAUUCAGGAGACACAUAAGAGAGGGAUAAUACAGGGAGAUGUGCACCUGCUUUACAGAGAGAGAGGAGAGUGAGGGAACCAGACGUCAGAGCCAGCAGUACCCAACAGUGUACUGUACAGUCUGACCACUGGAUGGCAGCACUGUACAAUAGGUCACCAGGGACAGCACUGACCUUAACAUAGCUGAGAGGGAAAGAGAAGCAGGUUCUUGCUGGUCUGCACACCCAUGUACGGAGGGCGGCGCAUGGGGUCUUGUAUAAGGAGAUCUGAUAGGACAUUAAUACUCUGGGUCACCUCUAUGGGGGUUAUGUAAAGUUGUCACAUGAAGGGAGCGGAAUGUAGAACAUACAACACAAUGGCUGCAGUCCGAUGUUACAGUAUAACAAUAUACACUGAGUAACCGCGCUGCGUAUACUGUAACCCAUGACGUCAGUCCGCCAGUCUCUCACUCCUGUGCAGCGGGGGAGGAACUUCAUGACAACAGAACGACUGACAGUGGAUCAUAUACAGGGACAGUGAUGUCACAGCGGCUCAAAUGACUGAUUUUAUCAGGACUCUGUCCCAGAGGUGUAUGAGGAGUGUCCUGUCCCUGUAAUAGAACAGAGCCGCAGUGGCCGGCCGCGUAGGACUGAACCUUUGUGGUUGAUGUGUCAAAGUAAAUAUUGUUGUAAUGUUUUCCUUUUUUAAAGAGCUCAGUUUCUGCUAAUUACCAUCCAAACGAGGAGCAGUGACGCGGGCCCCUGAUGUCUGAUUAUAAGUCCUGGGGUGUCUUCCUGACGAAGGUUUGUUAUUAAAACCGAAACGUUGCACAUCAAAA